Messenger RNA from Malassezia vespertilionis, 1605 nucleotides. It is a transcript of the gene TRM82, whose product is annotated as tRNA (guanine-N(7)-)-methyltransferase non-catalytic subunit trm82. Gene Ontology annotation, biological process: RNA (guanine-N7)-methylation. The coding region runs from base 1 to 1605 and encodes 534 amino acids. Gene Ontology annotation, cellular component: nucleus; cytosol; tRNA methyltransferase complex. The transcript has a single exon. Lineage: Eukaryota; Fungi; Basidiomycota; Malasseziomycetes; Malasseziales; Malasseziaceae. Gene Ontology annotation, molecular function: tRNA (guanine(46)-N7)-methyltransferase activity; protein binding. The record is from RefSeq and is a predicted model, not a curated record.
AUGUCACUGGCACCGCUACCGGUAUACUGGAUCGAUGCGUCGACCAAGUACCUUGUGGCGCUCACAGCCGGCAAUAUCCUGCUGUUCAAUAAUGAAGACGGUGCAUUGAUUAGUGCGUUGGAUGCUCGCGUGGACGCAAGCGUCCACGUUGAUCCAAACUCGCCCGAAGUGGCGUGGGCCGCCGCGCCACGACUCUGCGCCAUCUCAAAGAACGAAGAAUUCAUUGCCGUUGCGUCGGAUGACAAGAUGCUGCAUGUUUGGCGUCCCGAUGCGCUUGAGUAUGGGCGCGAGGUGCUGCUGCAGCCGCUGAGCAAGCGCGCAAGUACCAUGCAGUGGACUAUUUGCGACUUGCGCAGCAUGCCGGGGCAGGAAGUGGUGGUUUCGGACAAGUUCGGUGAUGUAUGGAGCUUUCCUAUCGACAACUCUGAGCCAUGUAAGAAGUACGGGCCGAACCCUCCGCACGAUCCGGAACAGCUGGGGAUUCGGCCACGUUUGGGACACGUUAGUAUGAUCACCUCCAUGGCUUUUCUUGGCAACCCCGAGAUUGUGCCGGCGAGCAUUAUUACGGGUGAUCGUGACGAGCAUAUUCGGAUUUCCCGCUGGGGUGCGACGCGUGCUUCGAACGUGGUGCAACAGUACCUGAUGGGCUCCAAGAGCUUUAUCGGAGCGCUCGCCAUUGUGCCACGCAUCGCCGCGCAAUCGGUCAGUCUUUCGGUGCGCCGAGCCAUUCUGUCGUCUGAUGGCGGCACAACAAUUAGGAUAUGGACCGACGAGCUCUAUGAGUUUUCCUUGCGCAACGUGGCCAACAUUGAUCCCGCCCUAAUCCGGCCCUACGUCAAACUUGACGCAGAUGUCGAGCGAAGGCGCGAAAAGGCUGCUGGCGAUUGUGCAUUCAAGGGCGUCUUUUUCGCCGAGCCGAGCGGCGAGGAGCCGCCGCUCGUCAUCACGCGUCUCGUUGUUGUUCAGUCCUCCAACCAAUUCUGGGUGAUGGUGACCUGGGAAGGCGCGACGGCGUUUGCUUUUAUUCCCCUUUUGGCAAUUGCAAUGGCAAAAGAAAGCGAUAUGCUGAAACGCGAAGAUGUGCAUAUUUACGACGUUGGAUCGCCGAUCCUCAAUACCGCCAUCGUGUCUGGCUCGCACACAACCGUAUGGAUUGCCUGCGACGAUCGCGAGGGAUUUGGGCAGGGGCCGCCGCUGCGCAAGUACGGCAUUGAGGACGGAAAAUAUGUGCCAGAUUCGCGUAGCGACCCUUCGCCGCUUGCCGAGCUUACAGGCAAGCCGAGCGCCAUCGAUCCAACACUUACAGCACCGGCAGCAACGAAUGCGAAACUCACGGCCCUUCCACAUGUUCCCCGCGCCUUGGCGCCGCCCGAGACGCUCUCACAACUCUGCCUCUACUCAGCCCUGGUCACCCACCCCAAACCCACCUCGAUUGGUUUGCUGGACAAUGAAGGCGCGCCGUUUGCCAAGCCGCUGCUCGCGUCGAGCACGGAUGCCAAGAGCAAGAGCAUGAUUGUGCGCCAGCAGUCUGGGAAACGCGCCGCAGGCCGCGCAAAGAAUCAGGCGACGAUCUUGGAGCAGUACAACAGCCAGCCUUCCCGAUGA